Paraphaeosphaeria sporulosa is the source of this 2689-nucleotide messenger RNA. Its product is annotated as zincin. The transcript has a single exon. The record is from RefSeq and is a predicted model, not a curated record. Gene Ontology annotation, cellular component: mitochondrion. Bases 54 to 2435 code for a protein of 793 amino acids. Gene Ontology annotation, biological process: peptide metabolic process. NCBI's taxonomy places the organism in Eukaryota, Fungi, Ascomycota, Dothideomycetes, Pleosporales, Didymosphaeriaceae. Gene Ontology annotation, molecular function: metalloendopeptidase activity.
CCGCGGUGCACACCUUUGCGCCUCGCAGCACCCGUCGUUGCCAGCCGCCCGCCAUGCUGAAGCGACUUGCACGCCCAUCGGCGGCGCCCUGGGUGUGCCAGCGCUGUCGGCAGCAGUCGCACCGACAGCGCAAAUCGAACUCCAGCUUCGCCGCCGCUGCCGCUGCCGCUGCGCGCGAUGCACCGCUGCCCGCCUCCAAGCUGUACGGACUCCCGACGGCGCAAGCCAGAACCGACGAUGCCACCCUGCGCCAGAUGUUCGACAGCCCGCGUUUCUGGGGCGACUUCCAACGCGCAUCCAAGACGCACCCGCCGACUGGCAUCGUGGGGAACCGCUACCUCUCCAGCCCCGAGGGCUUCGUCGACUUCGUGUCCAUCACCCUGCAAAGAUGCAACGCCGUCGUGGAGAAGGUGGCACGGGCGAACAGCAUCGCCGAGUACAAAGGCAUGGUCAAGGAGCUCGACAGGCUGAGCGACCUCCUCUGCAGGGUCAUCGACCUCGCAGACUUUGUCCGCGGCACCCAUCCGGACAGGAGCAUACAGCAAGCCGCCCACAAGGCGUAUGCCAUCAUGUUCCAGUACAUGAACCAGCUCAACACCACAACCGUCCUGAACGACCAGAUCAAAAAGGCUGCCGAAACCCCAGAGGUCUGGGACAGCUGGUCCGAGCAAGAGCGCGUUGUUGCCAACAUCCUGAUUGAAGACUUUGCAAGAAGUGCCAUCAACCUCCCCGAGGGCACGCGCCAGCGUUUCGUCGACCUCAGUGGAGAGAUUGCUGACGUGGGCACCGACUUCACCGAACGGAUGGCUCCGGCAGCCAGCCACUUGCGCUUCGACAGCAAGAGAAUGAAGGGUCUGGAACCGAACAUGGCACGCGCACUCACAAAGUGGGGAGAGACCAAGAUUGGGACUAUGAACCACGAGGCUCAGAUGGCCCUGCGCUAUGUCGAAGACGCCGAAGUGCGAAGAGAAAUCUACAUGGCCGUACGGACGGCCAACAAGCCCAGCAUCAACAGGCUAGAGACCAUGUUGAAAAGCAGGGCAGAGCUGGCAAAGCUGUCCGGCUACGAAACCUUUGCGCACAUGACUUUGGAAAACAAGAUGGCCAAGUCUCCAGAAGCCGUCAACCAGUUCUUGAACGCCUUGAUAGCGGACAACAAGCACAAGGUGAACGACGAGUUGGAGGAGCUACUGGAACUCAAAAGAGCAGAUGCACACCUAGACAACGACCCUGAGAGAAUCAACGCUUGGGACAGGUACUACUACACCUCCAAGCUGCUCUCCAACAUGGAUACCAAGAUCCGCACGCCAGACUUCCUCUCAGCCUACUUUUCCGUUGGGACGGUCAUGCAAGGUCUGUCGAGGCUGUUCGAUCGUCUGUACGGCAUCCGUCUAGUGCCUCGAGAGACACAGCCUGGCGAAGUUUGGGAUGAUGGCGUGCGACGACUGGAUGUUGUCUCUGAUACCGACGGUCACAUCGCUGUAUUGUACUGCGAUCUCUUUUCCCGCGAGGGCAAAACCCCAAACCCCGCUCACUUCACAUUGCGCUGCUCGCGCGAGAUACUACCUUCAGAGAUUGAGGAAAUGGGCCACCUUAAUCACCCCUUCGCUUCGCCAGUCGAAGCAGCAACCGACGGUAUGGCCGUUGCGUACAACAAGGACACCCAAUCGUACUUUCAGCUACCUACCAUAGCGCUAAUCUGCGACUUCUCUCGACAACAGAACCGGCCGACCCUGCUGAACUUCAACGAUGUGCGCACCCUAUUCCAUGAAAUGGGGCACGCACUGCACUCGUUCCUCGGCCGCACAUCUCUCCAAAAUGUUUCUGGCACGCGAUGCGCCACCGACUUUGCCGAACUGCCCUCUGUUCUCAUGGAACACUUUGCUUCUUGUCCCAGUGUGCUUGGUCUCUUCGCUCGCCAUUGGGAAACUGACGCUCCACUCCCUAUGACCGCUCUCGAGAAGCGCCUAGCCAUCGACAUCAAGACGCAGCCCGCAGAAACAGAGGCCCAGAUUCUCCUCGCCAUGCUCGACCAAGCGUACCAUACCCAGGGCCCACUAUCUCCCGACUUCAACUCUACAAAGGUCUAUCACGACGUCUACAACACCCACGCUUCGAUUCCCGAACCCGCUGGCACCGCAUGGCAGGGCUUCUUCGGCCAUCUGUUUGGAUACGGCGCUACGUACUACAGUUACCUCUUCGAUCGUGCCAUCGCGGGCAAGAUCUGGAGUCAUGUCUUCCAGAAGCAAGGCAAGGAAGGUAGUGUGGACAGACUGAACGGAGAGAGGUACAAGAAUGAGGUGCUGAAAUGGGGCGGUGGGAGAGACGGGUGGAAGUGCAUCGCUGGUGUCUUGGAAGACGCAAAGCUGGCGGAUGGUGGAGAAGAAGCUAUGAAGGAGGUAGGAAAGUGGGGUGUAAGAGACCCAGGCGCUUGAAAGCGGUCGGUACGAGAGGUGGAACCCUGGCGCCACUUCUCGCUGUAAAAUAAAAGGCCUGCGAUUGUAUACACAGUGCGACAGGCCCACAUGGCUUUCAAGUCAAUAGCAUGCUUCAAAUCGUUCCCGUCGAGCAUUUGGAUUAUCUCAGGGCAAGUGAGCUCAAAUCGGAAGCCCUCCUUGACGUACAUCUAUAUGUUGAUCGUCGCAGGCGUAAACUCCAGCUCCUUCACAAACGGAUCCUUGAAGCUCUC